Messenger RNA from Cebus imitator (Panamanian white-faced capuchin), 642 nucleotides. Its product is annotated as neuroblastoma breakpoint family member 10-like. The annotation marks the transcript as partial. NCBI's taxonomy places the organism in Eukaryota, Metazoa, Chordata, Mammalia, Primates, Cebidae. The transcript has 5 exons. The record is from RefSeq and is a predicted model, not a curated record.
CUGUUAGAACAUUCCCAUCAGAAUAUCAUAUUCUUACACUGAGAAUAUUUUACGUCCUUGUGCUAUGACUGCACACUGAUUUGGUCUUGUGUGAAGUGUGAUUUGCUUAAUGUGACCUGCUCUUCUGAAUUUGUUUACAGAAGAUCGAAAAGAUCACGAUGAAAAACAGAAAUGCAGAGACAGCAAAAAUAAACUUCUUACGAGUCAAGUGGCCUACUACCUGGGCUGCCGGCUGAAGAUGGAAGAAGAUCUGAAAUGUCAUGAGGAGGAACAGAAAUACAAAGACAGCAAAAAUAAACUUCUUAUGAAUCAAGUGGCCCACUACCCGGGCUGCAGGCUGAAGACAGAAAAAAAUGACAAAGAUGAGGAUGAAGAUGUUCAUGUUGUGGAGGCUGAGAAGAUACAGGAAUCACUUGCCCCCAGGGAGGCGCAGAAGGUUGAAGUCAAGAAAGUGCCUGAGGACUCACUGGAGGAAUAUGUCAUCACUCAUUCAAAUAGGUAUGGCCCUACUGACUCCAGCCAGCCUCACAGAGACACCAAUGAAAUCACAUUUGAGGAAGACAACGUCGACUCUGCGCUGGUUGUAGAGAAGAUUAAAAAGGACCAAGAAGAGGAAGAAGACCGAGGCCCACUGUGCCCCAG